ACAACUCUCCAAAAUCUCACAUCAUCGCACGCAAACUCUUUGGAAGUGCCUAUAAAUACACCAAACUGUCUCCCUUGUUAUCGAUGCCCGCCACCGGAUCCUCUCGCAGUGCCAUCUCGCUUUGCGUAUAUAUUCAAUAUCGUAAACCCUAAUUUCCUACAUAAUCAUCACCGAGUGUUGGUGCCGGAGCGAUUUGCUCUGAAUCCUGCUGUGGUGGCUCGAAUUGAACUGGAGAAAUCAAUCUUUCUUCAACAAUUUAUGAACGAUGAGUGUCUUGUGCCUUCUCGAGAAGAGGAACUGAGGAGGAACAAUGUCAUUCGAAAACUUAAAGAGAUAGUKAUCAAGUGGAUUAMGAGAGUUGCUUACCGACGUUGGCUGCCGCAAAAUCAGAUUAGAGCUGCCUCAGCAACUAUAUUAACAUAUGGAUCGUAUGGUCUUGGUGUGCAUAAUGUGGAGUCCGAUAUUGAUGCUCUGUGUGUUGGCCCUUGGCUUGCCUCUUUGACAGAGGAUUUUUUCAUAGUUCUACGCAAUAUGCUUGAAAAAAGAAUAGAAGUGUCGGAUAUCCACUGUGUUAAGGAUGCAAAGGUUCCUUUAAUGAGAUUUAAAUUUGAUGGAAUUUCCAUCGACUUGACUUAUGCUCGACUUCAAGUAACAACUGUUCCUGAGAAUGUUGACAUUCUCAACCCCUUGUUCUUAAAUGGUAUCGAUGAAACAAGUUGGAAGAGUUUAUCUGGAGUACGUGCAAACAAUAGCAUCCUGCAGCUCGUUCCAGAUGUCAAGAUAUUCCAGGAAUUACUGUGUUGUGUUAAAUUAUGGGCAAAGAGGAGAGGGAUGUAUGGUAAUGWAAGAUAUUUCUUAUUUGGGUUAUUUGGAGGUAUCCAUUUAGCUGUUUUAGCAGCCUUUAUUUGUCAAAGGAAUCCAGGUGUGAGCUUGGCCGGUCUUGUUUCAAUCUUCUUUAAGACAUUUGCUUUGUGGCCAUGGCCAAUGCCAGUACUUCUACAACAGGGGAUGAUGCUACCGCCUCAUCCUCUUGAAGCACGAGCAUUAAUGCCUAUUCAGCUUCCUAGCAGCCCACAUGAGUAUUGCCAUUCCAACAUCACCACUAGCACAUUCAUGAAGAUCAAAAACGAGUUUCGAAGAGGUUAUCGUCAUAUUCAGCCACAAUUUGAUUGGGGAAACCUCUUUGAACCCUACCCUUACUCAAAGAGUUACCAACAAUUUUUAAAAAUAAGCCUUUCAACUUCUAAACAAGAUGAGCUAGGAGAUUGGAUAGGCUGGGUGAAGUCACGGUUUCGAUGUCUUCUAGUAAAGCUGGAGGAGUUGCGUGUUUUCUAUGACCCCAACCCUACUGAAUACUUGGAUACAACCAUACAAGACCCAAACGUCGUUUUUUACUGGGGAUUGUUACCUUGCAGGAGCAACUACUUGGAUCUAGAUCUAGUACAAAAAGAGUUCAAAAGGAAUCUCGUUACGGGUUACAAGGGUCUAAUGGGAAAAAUGAGUCUGUCCAUUAUUCAAGCAUCUGAGUUACCCAAAAGCUUGCACCAGCUUGCUGAUACCCACCAGUUAUUUUCAAACUCGAGUGAAAUGGUACCCGUGUUCUCAAAUCCCACACCUCAUUGUUUUGUCGGGUAUCUUGCAUCGGAGUACCCGAGUAGUGGGAUAAUGGGUUAAAGAGAGGGAUCCUGGGUUGGUUCAAGAUUUGGUUGUGCAUAGAAAGGGAAUGCCUAAAUUUUCUGGCUUUCUUUUUGUUGUUUGGAUAGAAUACAGGGGAGGAAGGGUUCGCACAUUUGUUAGAGAAGAAGGAUAAUCAAUUUUUUUGGCGGACAUCCUUCAAAUGUCCAUGAUAUGAUAUUGCUUUACUUGUAUAUUCAUUUUUCUUCUUACUGUUACAAGUUAUUUUUGUAUAUAACGUGAGAAGAGUAGAACAUGUUUCUGCAAGUUAUUGAACGAGAUAAAUGCUUGUUUUAACAGAAAUCUUUAAAUUUAGAGAAAUUUAAACCUUGUAUCUUACUUUAUCCAUUUUAAAGAAAUUCUUAAAGAAUCUAAGAAUUUUAGUCACUAUGCUUUAUGUAUUGUAUAAUUAAACACUCGUUUACGUCAUUAAUGUGUCCCCAUUCCAUAUCGUUCAUUUUUUUUAUUUCUCCAUUAAUACCACCCAAAUAAUGUAUAAUUUUGUACCAAGACAAACCAAUUAAUUCACGUAUCAACUGCAUCAAUUUAGUCGGUUUCACUUUAAUUGGUUGAUAGUAGCAUACCAAAUAUUUAAACUUGGUUGGUACGUGGUAUUAGAAAAUUGUAUAUCAUGAUAAUACU
Molecule: messenger RNA, 2316 nt
Organism: Cynara cardunculus var. scolymus (artichoke)
Lineage: Eukaryota; Viridiplantae; Streptophyta; Magnoliopsida; Asterales; Asteraceae
Product: nuclear poly(A) polymerase 3-like
Exons: 10
Cellular component (GO): nucleus
Molecular function (GO): RNA binding; poly(A) RNA polymerase activity
Source: RefSeq, a predicted model, not a curated record